Linum tenue is the source of this 1069-nucleotide messenger RNA. Lineage: Eukaryota; Viridiplantae; Streptophyta; Magnoliopsida; Malpighiales; Linaceae. The record is from the annotation of a GenBank genome assembly.
CGCAGAUGAUUUAAUUAGCCAAAUUACCAAGGUGAAGAGGAGAAAGAUACCUUCCGUAUAAGUCUCAAGUGCCGGGAGCCGGAAAGAAAGACCAGCACCGUCACCCUCUUUGAUCCCGUUAUUCUCUGAGGCAAAACGUCGAACACCUAGCAGCCUUGCGACUUGUUUGAGAAUCGUAGCGAAGAAUUGCGGAGCAACGAUGAUUCUACCAGUUAUGAAGCUGGGUACUCUUUUGCUCAGGUCGAUCAGCAAGCCCAUAGCAGGUCGCCUCAAAGGCCAAGCUGAAGCUCACCCCAAGUUCCGCCAGUUCAUAAUCAACAUGGCCCAGGCAAAUCAUCGGUUCACAACCAACAUUCAGAGGCGGAUAUACGGGCAUGCUACUGAUGUUGCGAUACGUCCUCUCAACGAGCAGAAAGCUAUCCAAGCCGCAGCUGAUCUUCUCGGCGAACUCUUUGUGUUCUCGGUCGCUGGAGCAGCUAUUAUCUUUGAAGUGCAAAGAAGUGCAAGAUCAGAAGCAAGAAAGGAGGAAGCCCAAAAACUCAAGCUAGAGGAGAUGAAGCAAAGGGACGAAGAUCUAGCCAGGGAAGUUGAGUUUCUCAAACGCAGGCAUCAAGAGUUGGAACAACUUGUCAAAGGACAAGGACUUUCUGGUCUUUACAGUUUCAAGAACAGUCAAUCCCCAAAAGAACAAGGGAAGCCAGCCAAUGAUGGUAACUGACCUGAAAGCAACUUCUGCGUCUGUGCUUAGGCUUGAUAGUUCCACAGAAGAAUCAGAACAUCCUGAGGACCGGAGCACGUUAUCUUAACAUCUCCAGCCAUUGGAGUACUUGAAAUGCUAACUGUCAAAUCUAUCAGUAAGUAGAACCCUAGCCAUUUUCUUAUAGUCUAAUGUCAAUAUAUCAGAUCGUUAUCCUGUGUUGGGAAGUUUCACUGUCCAAUUGUCAACCCAUGGGGAAAUCAAUUGUCGAGUUGCCCAUUUUGUGACUGCUUCGGCUAGAACUGUUAUGCAUGUGUAUAAUCAUAUUUGGUCUCUUACAUCUUAAAUGAGUUUAGAUUUGAUGGUUGAUGG